Ochotona curzoniae (black-lipped pika) is the source of this 1959-nucleotide messenger RNA. RefSeq names its product kinesin family member 12 (gene KIF12). The coding region runs from base 1 to 1959 and encodes 652 amino acids. Gene Ontology annotation, biological process: microtubule-based movement. The record is from RefSeq and is a predicted model, not a curated record. The transcript is spliced from 19 exons. Gene Ontology annotation, molecular function: microtubule motor activity; ATP binding; microtubule binding. NCBI's taxonomy places the organism in Eukaryota, Metazoa, Chordata, Mammalia, Lagomorpha, Ochotonidae.
AUGGAGGAGCGCGGCUCUCCCGACGGGGACCCCGCCCGGAGCCUGGAACAAGGCCCAGAAGGGGCAGAAACGUCCAUCCAGGUUGUGCUCAGGGUGCGCCCUAUGAGCGAAGCGGAGCUUCGAAGGGGGGAACAGAGCGCCCUGCACUGCGCAGGGACCCGAACUCUACAGGUGAGCCCCCCGGGCGGGGGCCCUGACGUGGCGUUCCGCUUUGGGGCCGUGCUGGACGGGACACGCACGCAAGAGGACGUGUUUCGGGCUUGUGGCGUGCGGCGCCUGGGCGAGCUGGCCCUGCGUGGCUUCUCCUGCACCAUCUUCACCUUUGGACAGACUGGGUCUGGGAAGACCUACACCCUGACCGGACCUCCACCCCAGGGAGAGGGGGAGCCGGUCCCCCCUAGUCUGGCAGGCAUCAUGCAGAGGACCUUCUCCUGGCUGUGGGGCCGCGUGCAGCAGCUGGGGAGCCCUGCCACCCUCGGGGCUUCCUAUCUGGAGAUCUACAAUGAGCAGGUCCGGGAUCUGCUGAGCCUGGGGUCUCCUCGGCCUCUUCCCGUUCGCUGGAACAAAACUCAGGGCUUCUAUGUGGAGCAGCUGCGGGUGGUGGAGAUUGGGAGCUUAGAGGCCCUGAUGGGACUUCUACAGCUGGGUCUCAGCCGUCGGAGGAGCUCAGCACACACUCUGAACCAGGCCUCCAGCCGAAGUCAUGCCCUGCUCACGCUCUACAUCAGCCGCCAAACUCCCCAGCAGAUGCUUCGUACAGACACAGGGGAGCCCCCUGCUGGUGGGAAGCUGUGCUUUGUUGACCUGGCAGGCAGUGAGAAGGUGGCGGCCACAGGAUCGAGGGGGGAGCUGAUGCUAGAAGCCAAUAGCAUCAACCGCAGCCUGCUGGCCCUGGGCCACUGCAUCUCCCUGCUGCUAGACCCCCAGCGGAAGCAAAGCCACAUCCCCUUCCGAGAUAGCAAGCUCACCAAGUUGCUGGCUGACUCGCUGGGAGGACGCGGGGUCACCCUCAUGGUGGCCUGCGUGUCCCCAUCAGCCCAGUGCCUCCCGGAGACCCUCAGUACCCUGCGAUAUGCCAGUCGAGCUCAGCGAGUCACCACCCGGCCCCAGGCCCCCAAGUCUCCCAAAGCAAAGUGGCCUGAGCGUGUGGAGACGGAGAUGCUGCAGCUUCAGGAAGAGAACCAGCGCCUGCGGCUGCAGCUAGAGCAGCUGGACCCCAAGGCCCGUGGGCAAAGCGAAGCCCGGCUGGCCUGGGCCCAGCGAAAUCUCUACGGAAUGCUCCAGGAGUUCAUGCUGGAGAAUGAGCGGCUCAGAAAAGAAAUGAGCCAGCUACAGAAUAGCCGAGACCUGGCCCGGGAGGAGCAGCGCAUCUUGGCGCAGCAGGUACAUGAGCUGGAGAGGCGCCUUCUCUCUGCCCGCUACCUUCACCAGCCAGACCCCGGCCUGACCCCACCAUGUUCCUGCUGGAUGGGACCAACUCCUCCAUGUCAUGCACUGCCACCCCUCUGCUCCUGCCCUUGCUGCCACCUGUGCCCCCUGUGCCGAGCGCCCCUGGCCCACUGGGCCUGCCCACGUGGGGAGUGCCACCUGCCACAGGUGCUGUCCCCUGAGGCUCCCAGCAGCAACAUGCUCCUGUCUGGUCGGCCCCCACCCCGGGCACCACCGUGCAGCCCUGGCUCAGCCAAGUGUCCGGGCGAGAGGUCUCACAGAGACUGGAUUCAGACUCGAGCCCUGGCAGAGCUGCUGACCGAGGAGGAGGUGGCACCCUCUGCACCCCCACUGCCCGUGGAGCCCCCCGGCACUUCACCUGCCCUGAGAGGUGGGGCCACGGCUCCCAACCUGGCCCAGAGACUGGAGGCCCUGAGGCAGCAGAUUGGCAGUUCCCUGCGGCGAGUUCGGAGCCAACCACCUGCCCGCCAGGGUGCUCAGAGCUCCAGCCAAGGCCACCCAGCCCACUGA